AUGGAUCCGCCCCUGGCUCCAAGCCCGGGGAGGCGCUGGCUUUUGGGUCUCCUCGUCUUCGUCGCGUGGUUUCAGGGCCCGACUUCCGAGGGCUUCUCAGGCCUCUUCCAGGCGGACAGGAAUGCCCAGCUUGCUGCAAUCGCUCGGCGGGCAGCCCCGACAUCUUAUAGCGGAAAGAAGCUCAUCAUCAAGUUGCCCAAGGCCCAAGGCUUCCAGACGAUGGCCGACAUCCCCAAGGAGCAGUUUGUGCAGCCGGUGGAGCGCAACACACGGCACCAGAGGAAGAACUUCUGGGAAUUCUCCAGGGCCGGCUACAACGUCAGCGAGGUCUUCGUCCGGUACGAGGGGCUGACGCCCUGGAAGCGCGUGGGCGAGGUCGUUCACAAGGAGGGCGACUUCAGGGAAGCGAUUCAGUGCCAGUACAAGUAUUUGAUCAGACGUGCCUACUACCUGUAUCGGAAGUUCCGCUAUUGGUACCCGAAGUCGAACCCGGUGCAGUUCGGCUACACGGACACUGAAGGGGAGAUAGUGGUGGUUGACGAUGGGCCUCCGGAUCUGGGCCUGGAGCCGCAAGAGCUCAAGGACAUGCUGCUGAGAAGCGGCUUCCUUGGGGCUAACAAGCCCCGACACUGGCGGCACAUGCACCAGAACAUCAAGGAUCUGUACUCAACCAAGAAGGACCACCACAGAAAGAAGAGUUGGCUCAUGAAGCGAGAAUACAACUACAGGGUCGACGCACAUAAGUGGUGGAAUCCCCGAAAGUACCGCGGGCGCUACAUGCAAGUGCAGACCAGGAAGCGGGGUAUCGUCACGGGGACAGGUCCAUCGAGAUGA
Messenger RNA from Symbiodinium sp. CCMP2456, 834 nucleotides. NCBI's taxonomy places the organism in Eukaryota, Dinophyceae, Suessiales, Symbiodiniaceae. The record is from the annotation of a GenBank genome assembly.